Daphnia magna is the source of this 3752-nucleotide messenger RNA. Its product is annotated as ATP-dependent RNA helicase DHX33-like. Gene Ontology annotation, biological process: positive regulation of transcription by RNA polymerase I. The coding region runs from base 1536 to 3683 and encodes 715 amino acids. Gene Ontology annotation, cellular component: intracellular anatomical structure; nucleolus. Gene Ontology annotation, molecular function: RNA binding; ATP binding. NCBI's taxonomy places the organism in Eukaryota, Metazoa, Arthropoda, Branchiopoda, Diplostraca, Daphniidae. The transcript has 14 exons. The record is from RefSeq and is a predicted model, not a curated record.
ACACACAAAAGCAACUCGUCAUUCCUACGCUCUCGGUCAAAUGGGCGGAACAGGUGCCUGGCAGGGGUGUCCCAUCGCUCAAGAGAAAUGUAUUUUACCUGCGGCGAGUAAUACGUCAGGUAGUUGCAAAUUAUUCAACCUUUUUUUUUUCAGUUGUAGAAAGAGUAGUAAACCUCUAGACACACGUGUGUGUAUCUUAGCUGUUGUAUUGCGUCAGAAAAUGAGCCGACCGAAAGAAAUGAAACAGACGUUCAUUGGAUGCUUAGUUCCGACAGGUUGCGUUUGUGCUAUGUAAACUAUGGUCGUUCGAAAAUGUCUAGAGCGCUAAUGUAUUACCUCUAGUAUCAUUUUCAGUUAUUUUUUUGUGUGUUGGAAAGAUAAGCAGAUGGUUUUGGGGGGAGGAGUUUUUAAGAAAGACGUGAAUAAUUACGGAGAGGUUAAAAGAAAACAAAACAAAGCAGCAGGAAGAUGGAAGAAUGACGUAAAGAAAAUUUUUUGUUUUUUUAAAAGAAAUGCUUAUAUAGAGUCAUCAACUGUUGGACGUGCACAUAACGGUCUCGUCCAUUACCAUGUACAAAAGAGAUGGGUCUUGUUUCGUCAGUUUUCAAGUCCCGUUUCUUUUUUGUUUUUGUUUUUUCUCUUUUUAAGGUAGAAACUCAGAAACAUCACAUGUACACAUCAGCGUGUCCUUUCCGUUCGAAUUCUAAUAAGCGGUUCAGUUGUAGAUAAACUUUUUAGGGGGGGUUGAGAUGUCGGUAGUCUACCGUCUGCUGCGUUUUCCAGGGUUUUUUUUUCUUUCUUGGAUGAAAUGGAACACGACGACGUGGGCUUUUCAUCUGUCGGCAUAUGCUUUUAAAACAUUUUCACAGUUGUCGAGAUGAGGAUCGUCAAUCUUUUUAGCCGCCGUUAGUAUGAGGUGGAUAUCUGUGUUGUACGUUAUGCUAUGCCGUGUAUAUCAGGCCCAGACGCGGGGGAACAACGGUUUCCAUCCACUGAUAAUAACAUCUUUUAGAAACAAAUUUAUAGCCUCAAUUUUUACGACAAAAGAACGCAUCUGGAGAUAGUUUCCGUCGUUCACAAGUAGGUUUUGGAAUGCUGACAGUAGUUACGUUUUUAAAAGGGACACGAAAACCGCAAUUGUGAUGCUUGAAUAGUUAAACAGGUAUCCCGUCCGUGUCAGAUUUGCUAGUGCUAAUUGAGUGGUUUUUUUUUUUACAAGGUAAUAUUUUUACUGAAUCGAAAAAGCAAGUGUUGGGAUUCAAUUUGACAUCUGGCAAUGCUGAAUACCACACGGAGCUUUCGUUAGCAGACGAAAUCACUUGAACGACACGUUUGUCUACAAGUAUAGUUUUGUACGUGACAAAUCCAACAAGUUUCCGUCUUUCCAAUUGUCUCGUUUAGAUUUUUGACUAUUUUCAAGCUCAUUACAUCAUGAAUUGCUAACAUUUUGGUCUGUUAAACCUUUUUUACGUUGGGAACCGAACAGUUUUUGUUGUAGAUUUGUGUUGAGUUGCUCGCGCGGCCCACACUUUGACAUGAGAAUGACAGAUUCCUCAUCACAGAAUAAUAACGAUAGUACUAACGGUUCUCAUGGCAAGCGUCCUGCGCAGAGUAGUGGAAGCUCCGGUGCCUCUUUCCCUAAAAUAGUGAAGUUUAAUGGAAAUAUACAAAGAACCCCAGGCAGAGAUUUAGAUGCUACCAAAAGACCUGCUCCAGCGCAUUACUCCAGAGAGGAUUUACUAGCCCAGAAACAAGCUUUACCAAUUUAUGCAGUUAGACAAAGACUAUUGGAAGAACUCAGGAAACAUCAAACAUUAAUCAUUAUAGGAGAAACUGGGAGUGGGAAAACAACCCAGAUCCCUCAAUUGAUUUUUACUCAUGGCAUGACUGAAAAUGGUACAAUUGCAGUCACACAGCCUAGACGAGUUGCUGCCAUUACCCUUGCCACAAGAGUGGCACAGGAAAUGGGUGCUCAACUGGGCACAACAGUUGGCUACACUGUGCGCUUUGAAGAUGUUUCUAACUUUAAGACCAAAGUCAAAUUCUUGACUGAUGGUAUGUUGCUUCGAGAAGCCAUGUUGGAUCCCUUACUGAAGAGAUAUAGUGUCAUCAUCCUGGAUGAGGCCCAUGAAAGGACCAUUCACACAGAUGUGUUGUUCAGUGUUGUGAAAACCGCCCAAAAAAAGCGGGCUGAACAGGGAAACAAUCGUUUAAAAAUUGUUAUCAUGUCUGCUACCAUGGAUGUUGAUCAUUUCAGCUUGUACUUUAAUAAAGCUUCCGUAGUCUACCUAGAGGGACGGCAAUUCCCUAUCCAAGUUUUUCACGCCAAACAAAUUCAGGAAGACUAUCUUUUUAGUUCGUUGGUGACACUCUUUCAAAUUCACAAAGACGCUCCAGCUGAUCAUCACAUUCUUAUCUUCUUAACGGGUCAGGAAGAAAUCGAAGCGUUCGCCAAAAGCGCUCGCACGAUAGCUAAAGAUCUGCAAGGUAAGUAUGCUAAUUUAAAGGUUUGCCCGCUGUUUGCCAAUUUACCUCAAAAUCAGCAAAUGGAAGCAUUCAGCAGUCCGCCACCCAACACUAGGAAGGUGGUACUAAGUACAAAUAUUGCGGAAACGUCCGUUACAAUCGACGGUAUACGCUACGUUAUUGAUUGUGGUCGUGUCAAAGCCAGAACUCAUAUGCCAGCGACAGGUAUGGAUGUCCUUAGGAUACAAAAGAUUGCUCAGGCUCAGGCUUGGCAACGAGCUGGGAGAGCAGGUAGACAAGCUGCCGGCUUUUGCUAUCGUGCCUAUACAUUAAACGAAUUCGAGAAAAUGGCGCCAAAUGCUAUACCUGAAAUUCAGCGCUGCAGUUUGACUACAGUUGUGCUUCAACUCCUGGCCUUGGGUGUUCAAGAUCCACUGCAUUUUGAUUUCAUGGAUAAACCACCGACCGAACUAAUCGAGGGAGCCAUGAAAGAACUUCACCUGCUGGGUGGGAUUCAAUCGAUAGAUAAACCUGUCCUGACGGAAAUAGGACAGCAGAUGGCGGCUUUUCCGCUUGAUCCGCGCUUCACCAAACUCAUCCUAGCAUCUAAAGAUCUUGGAUGCACGGAGGAAAUUGUGAGCAUUGUAGCGCUGCUAUCGGCCGAUUCGAUCAUGGUGAACGCCUCUGCCCAACGGGAGCAGGCCAACAAUGUCCGUGCUAAAUUCGCGUCUUCCGAAGGCGACCAUAUGACUCUGCUCAACAUUUUCCGCGCCUUUAGAACAGCGAAACAGAACAGAAAUUGGUGUUUCGAGAACUUUGUCAAUUACCGCAAUUUGCUGUACGCCGUUGAAGUGCGAAAACAGUUGGCUGAGUUGUGCGAACGAACCAACAUCCCGAUGAAAUCAUGCAAUCCACAGACGGAGCCUAUUCGUCGCUGUCUUUUGGCCGGCCUGUUUCUUUCGGUUGCCGAGUACCAACGUGAAGGACAUUAUCUCACUCUUGGAUCGCGUCAAACAGUGACCAUCCACCCAUCGUCCGUCCUUUUCCACACGAAACCCUCUUGCAUCGUUUUCACCGAACUCAUACAGACGGGCAAACGUUAUGUACGUCAAGUGACGCUCAUAGAUCGGGACUGGAUCGAAGAAUUGCCCAAAGAGACUCUUCUACAGCUGCGCCAAACAUUUCGAGGGACCGUCAACGGACCGAAUCGCAGUUAACGGACGACAACGUUCUUAUUAUUUUGUUCAACCACAUCGGCAAAGCCAAUACAUCCAUUAUGAAAAUUA